GAAAAUCUCCACAAGAAGCAAGGGUACAGGGCUCCUUCUGGUGCCUCCAGUCCUGGUGGCCAAGGGCAGAAGGAGCCAGUAGCAGCUACCACGAGUGAUGUCCCACGCUUCAGGCCCUGGGCCCUGUUGGCUGCUCCUGACCUUGGGAAUGGGCUUCGUGUCAGGGUCUGGGUGCCCCACUUCCUGCCAAUGCCAGACACAGGAAGUCAUUUGCUUGGGGGCUGGACUGAGCGAGUACCCCCGUGACCUGCCCCUGAGCACCCGCUGGUUGACUCUGGCCCACAACUCGCUGACAUUUCUGCCAGCACUGGACCUGGGGCUGCUCAGUGACCUGGUCUCCCUGGACUGUUCACAUAACCGUCUCCGAGAGGUGCUGGACUACACCUUUGUAGGGGUCUCACGCCUGCUGUACCUGGACCUCAGCUGCAAUGUACUAGCAGUCGUGGCACCUGGGGCCUUCUCCCCACUGGCUGGCCUGCUGCAACUCAACCUCUCGCACAACCUACAGCUGCGGGCACUGCCCCGCCUGGCCUUCGCCAAUGCCAGUGCCCUACAACUGCUUGACCUGCGCCACACGGGCCUACACAGCCUGGAUCAUGCUGCUCUUAGUGGCCUUCCAACCCUGCGCACCCUCUACCUUAGUGGGAACCCAUGGAGGUGCAACUGCUCCCUGCUGGACUUUACCAUCUACCUGCUGGGGGCACACCUCAGCCACCCAGAUGCUCAGGAAGCCACUUGUGCGGAGCCUGCUGAGCUGGUUGGCUGGCCCCUGGCGCAGGCUGGGCACCCGCUGCGGUACAUGUGCCUCACACACCUGGACGUGCAGGACUACCUUUUCCUACUCUUCAUUGGCUUCUGCAUCUUCGCAGGCGGCACCGUGGCAGCCUGGCUGACGGGCAUGUGUGCAGUGCUCUCUCAGACAGCAAGGCGCAGGGCGGAGGACACCGAGGACGAGGAUGAGCACGGCCAGCACUUGCAGGGAGCGGGCCGAGUGCUCCACAGCCGGGUGCAGGCUGGCCAGGACGGCUUCCCGCAGCUCGUCUAG
Molecule: messenger RNA, 1045 nt
Organism: Erinaceus europaeus (western European hedgehog)
Lineage: Eukaryota; Metazoa; Chordata; Mammalia; Eulipotyphla; Erinaceidae
Gene: LRRC52
Product: leucine rich repeat containing 52
Exons: 2
Coding region: 98-1045 (315 amino acids)
Cellular component (GO): voltage-gated potassium channel complex
Molecular function (GO): transmembrane transporter binding; potassium channel activator activity; voltage-gated potassium channel activity
Source: RefSeq, a predicted model, not a curated record